GCAGCGCGCUCCGCCGCUCCGCUCUGCUCCGGCACCGGCACCGGCUCCGGCACCGGCUCCGGCCCACGGGCUCGCCCCCGCCGCCCCCAGCGACCUCCUGCUCCCGAGCUCAGCCCGCACCAUGGGGCCGCGCCGGGGCUGCCCGGCCCCGCUGAGCCUCCUGCUACUGCUGCUGCUGCUCCAGGCCGGGCGCUGGCGGUGCGAGGAGCCGGACUCCUGCCAGCCCGGCUUCUCCGCCGCCACCUUCGCCUUCACCGUGCCCCGGGACAGCGUGGCGGCGGGCAGCGUGCUGGGUCGAGUGAGCUUCGCGGACUGUGCCGGGCAGCGGCGGGCGGCGCUCACCACGGACGACACGCGCUUCCGGGUGCGCGCGGACGGCGUCGUCUCGGCCAAGCGGCCCCUGCAGCUCCACGGCCGGGAAAUCGCCUUCUCCGUGCACGCCCGGGACGCGGCGGGCGGCAAGCACUCGGCCCGGGUGACCCUCGGCAGGCGGCGGCGGCACCGCCACCACCACCACCGGCACCCCACGGACGCGGCGCCCGCCGUGCUGGUCUUCCCCGAGUCCGGCGGCGGCCUCCGGAGGCGGAAGAGGGACUGGGUCAUCCCCCCCAUCAACUGCCCGGAGAACGAGCGGGGGCCCUUCCCCAAGAAGCUGGUGCAGAUCAAGUCCAACAAGGACAAGGAGACCAAGGUCUUCUACAGCAUCACGGGGCAGGGGGCGGACUCCCCCCCGGUGGGCGUCUUCACCAUCGAGCGGGAGACGGGGUGGCUGGAGGUGACGAAGCCGCUGGACAGGGAGGAGAUCGACAGGUACAUGCUCUUCUCCCACGCCGUGUCGGCCAACGGGCAGCCCGUGGAGGACCCCAUGGAGAUCCUCAUCACGGUGACGGACCAGAACGACAACCGGCCCGUGUUCACCAAGCAGGUCUUCGUCGGCUACAUCGAGGAGGGCGCGAAGCCGGGUACCUCCGUGAUGACGGUGAACGCCACGGACGCGGACGAUGGGGUGAACGUGGACAACGGCAUCAUCAACUACUCCAUCCUCAGCCAGGAGCCGCCGCACCAGAUGUUCACCAUUGACCCGGAGAAGGGCAUCAUCAGCGUCAUCGCCACGGGGCUGGACAGGGAGAGCACUCCCAACUACACACUGAUCAUCCAGGCAGCGGACCAGGAGGGCAAGGGCCUGACCAACACGGCUACGGCCAUCAUCGAAGUCACCGACGCCAACGACAACACUCCCAUCUUCGACCCCACCGUGUACGAGGGGACAGUGGAGGAGAAUAAGGCUGGGGUGGUGGUGGCCCGGCUGAAGGUGAAGGACCUGGACAGGCAGGGCUCCCCUGCCUGGCGAGCCGUCUACCACAUCAAGAGCGGGGACCCGGACAAUGACUUCAGCAUCACCACCGACCCCCAAACCAACAACGGCAUCCUCCGAACGGCCAAGGGCCUGGAUUACGAGAUGAAGAACCGGUACGACCUCGUGGUGGGGGUGGAGAACGAAGUCCCGUUGACCGUAUCCCUGCCCACCUCCACGGCCAGCGUCUUGGUGAUAGUCAGAGACGUGAACGAAGCCCCCAUCUUCAUGCCGCCCGUCAAGAGGGUGGAGGUGUCGGAGGAUUUGCCGGUGGGGCAGGAGGUGACGUCCUACACUGCCCAGGACCCAGACAAGGACCAGCAGCAGAAAAUCACGUACCGGCUGGGCAGCGACCCCGCAGGGUGGCUGGCCAUCGACCCCAAGAACGGCACCAUCAGAGUCGCCCGGGCCCUGGACCGGGAGUCGGUGCACGCCCCGAACAGCACCUACAAGGCCGUCGUGCUGGCCAUGGACAGCGGGGUGCCGGACGCCACCGGCACGGGGACGCUGCUCCUCGUCCUGCAGGACGUCAACGACAACGGGCCGACGCCAGAGCCCCGAUUCUUCGACAUCUGCAACCGGCAGCCCGAGGAGCAGACGCUGACCAUCGUGGAUAACGACCUGCCCCCCAACACCUACCCCUUCCAGGCGGCCCUGGAGCACGGCUCCAGCACCAACUGGACCGUCAAGGUGACCGGCCAAGACGUGCUGGUCCUCAAGCUGGUGAAGGAGCUGGAGCCGGGGGAGUACAACAUCUUCCUGAAGCUGAUGGACAGCCAGGGCAAGGCGCAGGUGACCUCCGUCAAAGCCCAGGUGUGCGAGUGCGAGGGGGCAGCCAAGAACUGCGAGCGGCGGGCGUUCGUCGCCGGCGGGCUGGGCGUCCCCGCCAUCCUGGGCAUCCUGGGGGGCAUCCUGGCACUGCUGAUCCUGCUGCUGCUGCUGCUGCUCUUCGCCAGGAGGACGAAGGUGGUGAAGGAGCCGCUGCUGCCGCCCGAAGACGACAUGCGGGACAACGUGUACUACUAUGACGAGGAAGGCGGAGGCGAGGAGGACCAGGACUACGACCUGAGCCAGCUGCACCGGGGGCUGGACUCCCGCCCCGAGGUCAUCCGCAACGACGUGGCCCCCCCACUGAUGGCAGCCCCCCAGUACCGGCCCCGGCCCGCCAACCCUGAUGAGAUCGGCAACUUCAUCGACGAGAACCUGAAGGCGGCCGACACGGACCCCACGGCCCCCCCCUACGACUCGCUGCUGGUGUUCGACUACGAGGGCAGCGGCUCGGAGGCCACCUCGCUCAGCUCCCUCAACUCCUCCGCCUCCGACCGCGACCAGGACUACGACUACCUCCACGAGUGGGGCAACCGCUUCAAGAAGCUGGCGGACCUCUACGGCGGCGGCGAGGAGGACGACUAGAGCCCCCGCCGCCCCCGGCCCGGGCGGCCGCCGCAGCUCGCGUCAUUUCAGCCCCUCGGACUCAGGCUGGCGCGCCUGCCCUGCCCCGGCUGCGGGCCGGGCGGCCAAAAUCCCCUCAGGCACCCUUCGGACCCGUUGUCUCCGUCCCCCUCCUCCAGCUCAGGGAAAGCUCUGGGUGGCGGGUUAGCAGGGCUGGAGGGGGACCUGGCCACUUCCAGCCGCUGCCUGCUGCCCCAGCGGUCCCCGCGGUGGUCCCCACGGUGGUCCCCACAGUGGUCCCCGCGGUGGCCCAAGGUCUCCAGCUGGGGGAUGCACUUGGCCUCACUGGGCCACCCAAAGCCGCGGUUGCACCAGGCUUUGCUUUGGGACCUGCCCCGACGCCAGCCUGGCGUCUUCCCGGCUUGGACGUAGAAGACGCAUCCUCGCCCCUCGCGUUCGCGCGCAGAAACUUGCUCUCUGCGUCGUUUUACGCAUUUCCCCUCCGCCGCAGCGGCCGGCCCGGGGCUGCCCCAGCCACCCUGCCCCGUGGGGCUCCCAGCCCCCACGUCAGGUCCCGAAACCGCCGCCGCGCUGGCGACCGGCCACGCUCGGCCCGCCGGGGCGCACGGCGGGGAAAUGUGACGGUCCCAGCGCAGCCGGACAUUGUGCCUUUGUGUGAAACUGCUCGUGCGUGUGCCGCAGCGGGGAGAGGUAAUCCGUCAUACACAGCCUAAUGAUGUGCCAUGCUCGUUACGGGGUGCACGGUAGAGAAUUAUCUUUGAUAUGGGAGUUACAGGCAGAUUUCUAUUUUUCUGUAUACCAGAUUACGAUAUUAUUUCCUUCUGUGUCACGGAAUGUGUAAUUGUCGAGUGGUUGAUGAAAAGUGCUUUCGAAAAUCCAAUAGCUUUAGUUCAAUUCUAAACUAUGUGUUUAGCUGUCAUCAUAUUUUGUACUUUUUAUUAUGGGAAAAGGGGUUGAUGCAGAUUAGGAGACCAGCAAUGGUCUAGUGUUAAUUUGAUCUUCUGUUUUUAUAUAAAAUUGAAAUAAUAAAUUGUUUUAAGAAAACCAAAA
Messenger RNA from Dromaius novaehollandiae (emu), 3817 nucleotides. Its product is annotated as cadherin-1. NCBI's taxonomy places the organism in Eukaryota, Metazoa, Chordata, Aves, Casuariiformes, Dromaiidae. Gene Ontology annotation, molecular function: calcium ion binding; cadherin binding. The transcript has 16 exons. The record is from RefSeq and is a predicted model, not a curated record. The coding region runs from base 122 to 2767 and encodes 881 amino acids. Gene Ontology annotation, cellular component: adherens junction; apical junction complex; cytoplasm. Gene Ontology annotation, biological process: cell morphogenesis; multicellular organism development; adherens junction organization.